AUACAACUUUUAAACGAUAAUUCUUUUGGAUUCCUCCCCAAAUGCCUUUCACCCAAAGACUCACCCGGCCUUUGUAAAUCUCCCCUACCGGCUGCAUUCCUUCCUCCAUUAUAUCUCCAUCCCUUUCCCCUCUCUCUUUUCUCUCUCCUCUACCCUCUCUCUAAAAGACUGGAUACAGAACAAAGGGUAAACAAAAUAGAAAGGAAAGCAAGAAAGAAAGAACACCUACCAGGCAAGACUUGGUAUUUGAGCACUCCAUGGGCUGGGGAAUUGUUCCCAGGAAUCCCCUCUGGGUUUGACAAGAUUCAUACAGAGAAAUAGUUCUUGAAUUUUUCCCCUUUCUUUUGCUCAAGAAUUACUUGUACAGGAGAACCGCUUCUUUCUUGUUUCUGCCUUGUUUUUCCUUGUUUGUUUUCUUGGGAUUUUUCUCUGAUCCAUUCUUCUUCACCUGGGGGUGAGGGAAAGAGAAAAUCAUGGGGAAGCAAGGACCCUGCCGUCAUUGCGGAGUCACAAGUACUCCCCUUUGGCGAAAUGGGCCACCAGAUAAGCCGGUGCUCUGCAAUGCAUGUGGCUCGAGAUGGAGAACAAAGGGUUCAUUGACAAACUACACACCAAUGCAUCGUCGGGAUGAUAUCGAUGAUGAGGAACCUAGAGUUAACAAGCUGAAGCCACCGGCAUCAAAGCCAAAGGCACAUAAGCCACCGAAGAAAAAGCCAAAUCACAACAUUAUGGAGAAUGAGCCAUUUUCUGGUCAAAAUUUCAGAAAGAUGGGGGAUGCUGACCCAAGCAACCGUUCUAGUUCUGGAUCUGCAGUAUCAUACUCUGAGAGUUGUGCCCCAUAUGGUGCUGUUGAUGCAAGUGAAAUGACUGGUUCAGCGCAAUCACAUGCUUGGGAGUCACUAGUGCCAUCAAGAAAGAGGAGUUGUGUCACUCGUCCUAAGCCUUCACCCGUCGAAAAGCUUGCAAAGGAUCUUAACUCCAUCAUGCAUGAAGAGCAGUUAUAUUACCUUUCAGGAUCCUCAGAGGAAGACCUACUAUACCAUAGUGAAACUCCUCUGGGUUCUUUUGAGAUGGGUUCUGGAAGUGUGCUUCUAAGACAUCCGAACUCGAAAUCACUGGAGGAAGAAUCGGAAGCAAGUUCCAUUCCUGCAGAUAAUAAAUUGUACAUUACAAGUGAAUCCUAUUCUGGGUCUGUCUCGUUUGUUGUACACAGUGGAAGCAAAGGAGCAGGCUACUUAAAUGCUGCAACUGAGAGGCCAAAGAGGUCGCGACUGCAGAUUGAAGAUAAUGCUAGAAGGGAUAAACUUCAUUAUGAAAAUCAGCAUAUCCUGGAGAGUGUAGAUUCACCUUUAGUUUCAGCAGAUUUAGAGGAUGUUAUCAACUACACUAACUUUAUGAAAUUUCUAACUAACGAGGAGCAACAACAGUUACUAAAACUUCUUCCUCCUAUGGACUCCUUGACGCCUCCUGAAAGCCUUAGAAGUAUGUUCAGUUCUAUACAAUUUGCUGAUGCUAUAUACAGCUACCAAAAGCUGCUUGAAGAGGGUAUUCUUGAUCCAUCUUUCUCUGGCGAUGAGGAAUGGAAGACAGUGAGGAGACUGGCCUUAACUAAUUUAACCAAAUGCAAAUGGCUGGAGUGCUAUAAACAACAAAAGGACAAAGAAAUUAAGAAAAUAGGGGGAGUGGAGAAUAUCAGUGGACCAAAUGGCAUUUCCAAGUCCACCGUGAAACCGCUCAAAAGAUCUCGUGACACCCUCUUUCAGAACUGUGCAGAAUUAAAAGGAACCCUGCGGAGUCCUAAAAGAGUUCUAAAAUCUGAGGCUUUGGCUCCUCAGUGCAAAAGUCCAUUUUUGCCAAAAUCUGGCAACGCCACCAAAGAUCUAGCCUGCACUGGAGGAGCACUUAACUUAUUCAUGUUACCCCCAGAAAAAUUAUCAUUGUUGGCCCCUCCACAGUAUACCAAUGACGAUUCAGAUCAAGACUUGCUGCUGGAGAUUCCCCUUAACGCACGGCACCCAGAGGCAGAACUUCUGUGUCAACCAUCUCAGCUGAGCUCAGUAACCCGGAGCUCCACCUGUGUGGGCGGGGUUUCUGAAGGCGAGGGGCGCCUCAAGCAACCAUAUCAUCUUUUGUGGAAAAAUGAAAAAAGAAAGAUAUCAGGAGUUAUGUAUGUAAUAUUGCAGUUCGCAAUCGGUGCUGAAUGUCCGCUCACCUGUUUUGCCCAGUUCUGCAUGGCUGUCUCUGCAUUGCAGGACGUCUCGACUCUUGAGAUAGCGUUGAUGGAUGCUCACCCUUAUCCCCUUCCGUCAUCCGCAACGGAAGCAUCGCCGCUCUCCCCAUCCGCCCGCUUGCUCGCCAUGCUGCUCCACCUUGUCACCUCCUCGUCCCGCCUGACUCCGGCCCGACCCUCGACGCGGCGGCAGUCUGGCGCUGCGUCGGCAGCGACGGUGAGGUGUGCGGCCUCCUCCUCGACACCGCCGCCGUCGGCGUCAUCGGCGGCGGCGGCGGCGGCGGCGGGGCAGCAGGUGGCGAAGGUGCACAGCUACGGGACGGUGGACUUCGAGCGGCGUCCGGCUCUGCGGUGGGGUACCCUGUACCGGCGCAUCGCGGUGGGGCACGGCGGGCGGCCCGUGGGGCGCACGCUGGGGGCCUGGGACGAGGGCGAGCGCCGCCUCGACAAGUGGGAGCUCUGCCGUAUCGCCAAGGAGCUCCGCAAGUUCCGGAGGUUCAAUCUCGCGCUCCAGGUUUAUGAUUGGAUGACAGAGCGUAGAGAUAGAUUUCUGUUCUCGUCAAGUGAUAUGGCAAUCCAGUUGGAUCUGAUUGCUAAAGUACGUGGUGUUUCGCAUGCUGAAAAAUACUUCGAGGAGCUUCCUGAUGCCCUGAAGGACAAGCGGACAUAUGGUUCCCUUCUCAAUGUUUACGCCCAAGCUAAGUUGAAAGACAAAACAGAAGGCACAUUUGAGCAAAUGAGAAAAAAGGGAUUCGCAUCUGACACAUUGCCUUGUAAUGUGCUGAUGAACUUUUAUGUGGAUGUUGGAGAGCCUGAUGAAGUGUCGGCGAUUAUUGAUGAGAUGAAGGAGAGAAAUGUUGCUUUUGAUGUCUGCACUUACAACAUUUGGAUAAAGAGUUGUGCAGCUAAGCAAGAUGCUGAUGAAAUGGAGCGAGUCUUUAGCCAGAUGAUUGCGGAUGAGUCUGUUGUUGCCAAUUGGACUACUUAUACAACACUUGCUAGCAUGUAUAUUAAGUUGGGGAACUCUGAGAAGGCAGAAGAAUGCUUGAAAGAAGCUGAAAAGAGAACAACAGGUCGGGAAAAAAAGUGUUUUCAUUAUCUCAUGACACUCUAUAGCCAUCUUGGCAAGAAGGAAGAAAUCUACCGCAUUUGGAACUGGUAUAAGGCAACUUUCCCUACAAUUCAUAACCUGGGUUACCAGGAGGUACUAUCUGCCCUAGUAAGGAUAGGAGAUAUUGAGGGGGCUGAACUUCUAUACGAGGAAUGGGCACCCAAAAGUUCUAGUUUCGAUCCUAAGACUAUGAACAUUUUAUUAGCAUGGUAUGCUAGAGAAGGUUUUGUUGCCAAGGCUGAGCAAACUGUGAAUCGAUUUGUUGAGAAAGGUGGAAAUCCCAAACCAAACACCUGGGAAAUUCUUGCCACGGCAUACCUGAAAGACAACAAAAUAUCUGAAGCUUUGUCAUGUAUGGAGAAAGCUGCGGCAGUUAAAAGUGCAAGUAAGUGGAGACCAAGACCCACCAAUGUUGAGAGUCUCCUGGCAAACUUCAAGGAGAAGAAUGACACAGAGGGUGUAGACAGGUUAGUGAGUGUACUUACAAGUAGAGGAUGUGCCGAGAAUGAAGAGUACAAGUCACUGAUUAACACCUAUGCUUUUGCCGGGACAUAACGGUGGAGAGCGGGCAUCAAUAAUAUGAUGAGUGCCACGCAUUGAACAAUUCCAUUACUUGCCCAUAAUGUGUUCUAAAUAUCUCGAGGACCCGUGCAAGUUCAUCUGGUACAAAUAUGUCCAUUCCAGAGUGGUUAGAUGCAUUUCAUCGGUUCCCUAGAUGAAAUCAGACAAUGAGGUACAUAAUCUUCUUUCUGAUCAUUUGGCUCAGUUAGAAAUCCUAAAAUCUCGAACAAGAGGCCGAUUAGGUGGCUUCUUUGUACUUCAUAAAUGUAUAUUACAUUAUUUUUUAGGAUUAAUUGAGCCAUCUCGGUGCAAGAGUUGUUUUAUCA
Molecule: messenger RNA, 4228 nt
Organism: Phragmites australis (common reed)
Lineage: Eukaryota; Viridiplantae; Streptophyta; Magnoliopsida; Poales; Poaceae
Exons: 11
Coding region: 474-3896 (1140 amino acids)
Biological process (GO): regulation of DNA-templated transcription
Cellular component (GO): mitochondrion
Molecular function (GO): protein binding; zinc ion binding; sequence-specific DNA binding
Source: RefSeq, a predicted model, not a curated record